CUCUCAAUAUAAUGCAUGAACGUAAAAUUUAAGUUUUUAUAAAUCUGUAAUAAGCUCUAAAAAGCUAGAAAUCACAUACCCACAAAAAUUGGGUCAAAGAAAAGCUUUAAAGAAGCUAAUUAGUGGGAACAAAAAUGGAGGAUUAUAUGAAAAUGUUCAUGGAGGAGACAAAUUGGUAUAAUGAGAUAGUGUUACCAAAGAAGCUACAUUCAAUGCUUCCUCACUUUUUGAGGUCUUGGCUUAGAACAACUCUAUGUGCAUUUCUUCUUUAUCCCUUAGCUGCCUUCUUCUGCGUCAACUUUUGGAAACGCUAUGCUUCUUCAUCUAAAGAGAAGAUGCCUUCAAAAAGAGAAAUGGUAUGGCAAGCAUUGGGAGCAUACCAAUCAAUACCAUUUAGCACACUGUUUUCAACAGGUUUCGAGUGGAUGGCUGAGAAUGGUUGGACUCAAUGUUACCCUCGAAUAAGUGAUGUUGGUUGGCCUUCUUAUGUAAUUUACACAAUCAUUUAUCUUUUUAUUGUGGAGUUUGGGGUUUAUUGGGCUCAUCGAUUAAUGCAUGAUAUUAAGCCUAUUUACAAGUAUAUUCAUGCACCUCAUCAUCGUUAUAGUAAAGAAAACAUCAUUUCUCCAUUUACAGGUUGGUCGGGGCACCCAUUGGAUGGAGCAUUACAAGAAACUCCUUAUGGAAUAAUAUUGAUGUUUGUACCAGUACAUUUCACAACAUUUUUGGGACUUUUCCUGGUAGAAGCAGUAUGGGGUGUUAUAAUACAUGAUAGAAGUGAUCCUAAAGCUUGGCCUAUCAUGGGCUCUAAUUAUCAUACCUUUCAUCAUACAUCUGGUCGUUACAAUUAUGGUAAUUAUACCAUUUUCAUGGACUGGUUUUUUGGAACCCUUCGCCAUCCUAAGCUUAAUGCUAAUCAUGUAAAACCUAGUUAAUUAUGAAAUUAAGUUUAAUAUUGUGAUUGAUCACGACAAAUUCUUGUAUGAAACGAUUUUACUGUGAGACGCACUUUAAAUAUGGGUUAAAUUGCCCAAUAUAUUACAUUUUGUUGUGAGCUCGUAUCACUGAGAAGUGGUCUUUUAUAAGACUAGCUCUUGGUCAAUUGAUGAGGAUUGAUAAAUUAAAAUCUCCUUUUUGUAUGGACAAAGUUUUCUUAUAAUUUUAAUACUUAAUUUAUAGAUGAAAUAU
This is a messenger RNA of Amaranthus tricolor (Joseph's coat), 1188 nucleotides long. RefSeq names its product delta(7)-sterol-C5(6)-desaturase-like. Gene Ontology annotation, molecular function: iron ion binding; oxidoreductase activity. Gene Ontology annotation, biological process: lipid biosynthetic process. The record is from RefSeq and is a predicted model, not a curated record. The transcript is spliced from 3 exons. Lineage: Eukaryota; Viridiplantae; Streptophyta; Magnoliopsida; Caryophyllales; Amaranthaceae. Bases 135 to 935 code for a protein of 266 amino acids.